This is a messenger RNA of Oryzias latipes (Japanese medaka), 1461 nucleotides long. RefSeq lists its product as uncharacterized. The record is from RefSeq and is a predicted model, not a curated record. NCBI's taxonomy places the organism in Eukaryota, Metazoa, Chordata, Actinopteri, Beloniformes, Adrianichthyidae.
CAACAGAGACCGGAAGUCACCUCAAAAAUUAAACAACAGAGGUUUCCUCGGUUGGAAAAUGCUCACAUCUUUGUAAAAUUCCCACUUGGAGCGGCCUCUGGUUUUCAUCGGCCAGAAUGGAAAAUGAUGAGCAGCUGCGCUCGAUGAUGUUCCUUCUCACGUACUUGUUGCUGAAGCGAAGAAGAGACAUUAAUAACGUAAACAUCCAGACGCGCCAUGAGAUCCAGCGGCGCAUCCGCCACCGCCAGUACUUCUUGCAGAGACAGAGGAGGAUGCUCAUGAUGCUGAUAGCUGAAGGUAUCCACUCCAGCGUCCGUAUUCGCACUCGCCCCUGGACCACCACUCCCAGUUCUGAUUGGUGGGAGCGGGUGGUGAUGACAGAAUUCCAGCCUUCGGAUUGGCUGGACAAGUUCCGAAUGAGUCGGGAGACUUUCUUCUACCUCUGUGAGAAGCUGCGGCCGCGUUUGGCUCGCCAGGACACUAGCUUCCGCUUGGCCCUGCCGGUGGAGAAGCGCGUGGCUGUGGCGUUGUGGCGACUGGCAUCAAACAUUGAGUACCGCACCAUCAGCUCCCUGUUCGGGGUGGGGAAGUCCACCGUCUGCAGGUGUGUUAGGGACAUGUGUCACGCCAUCGUGGCUCUGCUCAGCUGUACGUACCUGCAGCCCCCCAAUGAACAGGAGCUGGAGGAUUCAGCUCGGCUCUUUGAGUCUUACUGGGGGUUUCCUCACUGUGUUGCUGCCAUAGCAACCCUUCACACAGCCAUCAUCACUCCAUCAAACAAUGCGUUGGACUAUGCCAACCCUGCCGGCUGGCUCUCAGUACUUUCACAGGUGGCUGUAAGUGGGCGGGGUCACUUCUGGGAUGUGUGUGCAAGCUUCCCAGGUGGAACAGAUCCAGCUGAAAUUUUACAAAACUCUUCACUGUGGGCCACUGCUUCAGAGGGAGGACUGUCGCCCGCACAGCCCCCUUCAUUCAUGGGCAGAGCCAUGAGGUAUGUGAUGUUGGGUGAGGCCUGCUACCCGCUUCAGAGCUGGCUGAUGAAGGCUUUCCCAGAGGAAAGGAGCCGGAGGAAGAACCACGCCGCCCUGACGCAGAGGCAGCAGGUGUUUAAUCAGCAGCUCAACAGAGCGCUGCGCGUGUCUGAGGAGGCGCUGCUGAGGCUGAGAGCUCGCUGGCAGUGCCUUAGCAAGAGGAACGACUGCAGGCUGGACGUGGUGCCCACCAUGAUCCUGGCUUGCUGCAUUCUGCACAACAUGUGCGAGUCCCAUGGGGAUGCUUUCAAAACCGAGUGGCAGGUUGAAGUGGCUGAGACCGAGAGCCCUCAACCUGACCACAGGCCUCUCACCUCAGCCAGCAUGGAUGAGAGAAACUCCGAGGAAGUCAGAGGUCUCUUCUGUGACUAUUUUCAACAGCAAGGCAAUGAUUUCACUCAAUAAAAAUACCAGAAAUAUGCUUUUCAAA